This is a messenger RNA of Austrofundulus limnaeus, 1018 nucleotides long. RefSeq names its product secretory phospholipase A2 receptor. NCBI's taxonomy places the organism in Eukaryota, Metazoa, Chordata, Actinopteri, Cyprinodontiformes, Rivulidae. The record is from RefSeq and is a predicted model, not a curated record.
UGCUUUUUUCCUUCAUCCUUUUCAGAAUAAAUGUGCUGACGGCAGCCAGGAGAACUGAGUGCACAUGGAAACUGCUACCAUCAUCAGUAGUCAAAGUCAGGUCAGUGUUGUUUCAUCACAUGUCACCUCUAUGAAUAUCAUUAUGUUGAAGAGAGUAAAAACUGGACUGAAGCUCAGCAGUUCUGCAGAAAGUAUCACUCUGACCUGGCCACAGUGUCCAACAUGACAGACAUGAAGAGAAUCCUUAACAUAAAACUGGAGAAUGACACUGAAGCUUGGAUUGGUCUGUAUGAUCAAACCAAUGGCACCAGGACCUGGUACUGGUCUCUUCCUGGAGUGGAGUUCAAAGAAAGUGAGACAAAGUGGGCAGAAGAAGAACCAAAUGAUUACAAGAUUGRGAACUGUGCAUUUGCUCUACCUGCUCUCACAUGGGGAGAUGUGUCUUGCUCAGAGAAAAGACAUUUUCUCUGUUAUGAUGAAAGCUCAUCAGAAAUACUUUUAUACAGAGAAACAUUGGCCUGGCUGGAAGCUCAGAGUUUCUGCAGAGACACACACACAGACCUGAUCAGUGGACUGAACCAACUACAGGAUGAACAACUGAAGAAUAUAAUAAUUUCUCCAAAAGUAAACAUGUUCAUAGGUUUGUUCAGAGACACCUGGAGGUGGUCAGAUGGAAGCAGYUCCUCUUUCAGACACUGGAAGCUACAGUUURAUGAUGAAAACUACAACAGUGGUCAAUGUGCUGCGACUGAUGAUGCAGGCAGAUGGAAGCCUGACAGCUGUGAUACAGAGAAACCCUUCAUUUGUUAUGAUGCUUCAAACUCCAGGCCCCUGUGGGGCAAGGCCUCAGAUGACAGGGGUGACAGGCAGCUCAACACUGGCUGGACAAAAUAUUCCCAGCUGUUGCUUUCAGGAACCUUGGGAAAUGUCUUUAAAACAUCAUCAGUAUUUUAUAUUUUUGUGAUUUUAUUUGUAUCACAUUUUCCCACUGAAAUUUAUGUCAUUUGCAAAAUAUAAU